Molecule: messenger RNA, 722 nt
Organism: Paramuricea clavata
Lineage: Eukaryota; Metazoa; Cnidaria; Anthozoa; Malacalcyonacea; Plexauridae
Source: the annotation of a GenBank genome assembly
AUGACCGGAAUCGCUGACGACAUCAUAGUGUAUGGUUACAAGAGCGACCAUAGUGACCAUGAUGAGAACCUACAUGCAGUCAUGCAGCGUGCCCGUGAAACUGGCCUGAAGUUCAACAUAGAGAAAUGCCAAAUUAGAUGCGAAUCUAUACCCUUCUUUGGUCAUGUUGUUGGUGCAGAUGGUCUUCGGCCUGACCAGAAGAAAGUUGAGGCUAUUCGUUCCAUGGAUCCGUCAAACAAUGUUGCUGACCUUCGAACAUUUCUUGGUAUGGUGCAAUUCCUGAGUCGCUUCGUACCAGAUUUGGCGACAUUGGCAACAGACCUAUGCAAUGGGCACUAACGAAGACCACUAGUGAAUUUGUUUGGAGUCCAGAACACGAUAUCGCGGUGGAUAGGAUCAAGAAAGCAAUCACCUCUCCAAAGUCCCUGGAAUACUUCAAUAGCUCAGAGCCUGUUACAAUCCAAGUGGAUGCAUCGCAGCGCGGUAUUGGAGCCGUCCUCCUCCAGGACAAAGGUCCAGUAGAGUUUGCAAGCAAACUUCUAACAGAGACAGAGACUCGAUACUCUAAUAUUGAACGAGAAAUGCUUGCUGUUCUUUUUGGUUUCGAGAAGUUUCACUAUUAUGUAUAUGGCAGACCUGUUGUUAUUCAUACCGAUCACAAGCCCCUGGAGGCUAUAUUUAAGAAGGAUCUUGCCAACGCACGCCUCGCAUUUCACGAAUGA